Messenger RNA from Electrophorus electricus (electric eel), 2683 nucleotides. RefSeq names its product acid-sensing (proton-gated) ion channel family member 4a (gene asic4a). Gene Ontology annotation, cellular component: plasma membrane. Gene Ontology annotation, molecular function: ligand-gated sodium channel activity. Gene Ontology annotation, biological process: sodium ion transmembrane transport. The record is from RefSeq and is a predicted model, not a curated record. Lineage: Eukaryota; Metazoa; Chordata; Actinopteri; Gymnotiformes; Gymnotidae.
UGGAAAGCAGGGCAGUAGCGAGCGCGAGUGCGAACGCGAGCGCCGUGCUUUAUUUCUCUUUCUGACAGCUGUAUUAGUGCUGAUAAGCAGAGCUGGUGCUCCGACACUCCAACGAGCAGCCGGAGCAGAGCGGAGCGCGGAACAGAGAGAGCUGCACCUAGACCAGAGCCACCGAGACAACAGCAGCAAGUCUCUCUCUCUCUCUCUCUCUCUCUCCCCCCCCUCUCUUUUUCUUUCUGCUUUCUGGAGUUGCGAUCUCGUGUGUCAGAGCGCACGCGGAGCACGGAGGGGAGAGUUGUGCUUGCCGAGCAGCGGGGACCGAGACUUCUCGCCCGAGCGUCGACCUGGCUGCCCACAUGCCGAUCGAGUUUGUUUGCAAAAUCAAGUUCGCCGAGGAGGAUGAGAAGCGCAAAGGCAAACAGGAUGGAGAAGAGGCCGGCCUGCUGGAGGAGGGCGCCGGCCCCCCCACCCACACCCUGGCCCGCUUCGCCGGGUCCUGCUCUCUCCACGGGAUGAACCACAUCUUCGUCUCGGGCCGGCUGGGUGUGCGGCAGGCCCUGUGGGCGCUGGCUGUCGUUCUGGCGCUGGCGCUGUUCCUGUACCAGGCGGCGAAGUCCGCCAUGUCGUACCUGGAGCACCCGCACGUGACGGCGCUGAGCGAGGAGGCCAGCUCCGAGAUGGUGUUUCCCGCCGUCACCAUCUGCAACAUCAACCGCUUCCGGUUCUCCGCCCUGACUGACGCCGACAUCUACCACCUGGCCAACCUCACUGGCCUGCCGCCCAAGAACAAGGACGGGCACAAGCCCACGGAUUUGGAGUACCCUGCGCCGGACAUGCAGGACAUCUUCAACCGGACGGGACACCAGUUGGAUGAGAUGCUGAAGAGCUGCAACUUCAGCGGACAGAACUGCUCUGCCGAGGACUUCACCGUGGUUUAUACGAGAUAUGGAAAAUGCUACACGUUCAACGGCAACAAGACGAUGUCCAGGAAGACGAAGCAGGGGGGUAUGGGUAACGGCCUGGAGGUGAUGCUGGAUAUCCAACAAGACGAGUACCUGCCCAUCUGGAGAGAGACGAAUGAGACAUCUCUUGAGGCAGGGAUCCGGGUUCAGAUCCACAGCCAGGAUGAGCCUCCCUAUAUCCACCAGCUGGGCUUCGGAGUCUCGCCGGGAUUCCAGACUUUUGUGUCGUGUCAGGAACAAAGACUGACCUACCUACCCCAGCCAUGGGGGAACUGCCGUUCUACUAGUGAACAGGUCAUCCCUGGCUAUGACACCUACAGCAUCAGCGCAUGCCGUCUGCGCUGUGAGACGCGGAUGGUUCUGCAGGAAUGCCACUGCCGGAUGGUCCACAUGCCUGGAAAUGCAGAUAUCUGCACUCCCAACAAAAUUAAGUGUGUGGACAAGGCUUUGGCCCUGUUGCAGAAGGGCUCAGGAGACACAUGUCCCUGUGAGACCCCCUGUAACCUCACCCGUUAUGGCAAAGAGCUGUCCAUGGUGAAGAUACCCAGUAAGGGCUCAGCUCGGUACCUCUCCCGCAAAUACCACAAAACUGAGGACUACAUCAGGGACAACUUCCUCAUUUUGGAUAUUUUCUUUGAGGCUCUGAACUAUGAGACGAUAGAACAGAAGAAGGCCUAUGACGUUGCAGGGUUGCUAGGAGACAUCGGUGGACAGAUGGGUCUCUUCAUAGGUGCCAGUAUCCUCACAAUCCUGGAAAUUCUUGAUUACAUUUAUGAGGUGAUCAGACACAGGUUGGAGCGUUUGUUAAGACCUCAGCAGGAGAAGACACAGCAGCCGUCUCAGACACAGAUAGCAGGUGCCAGCGCUGUGGCCACGGUCCACCUGGAGGACAUUACAGUGAAGGACGACAGCGAGGUGAAGAGAGGGCACGAUGAGGGAGCGUAUGCCAACACCAUCCUCCCAAACCACCACCACCACCACAUGCAUCUCCAUCAGGGACGCCGACACGCACCGCCCUGCGACGACUUCACCUGCUAGGGACUGCUGUUCGCUACAACCACAGACUCUCUCUCCCUCUAUCCCUCUCUCUCCUGCUCUCUCUAGAUCUGUCUCUCUCCUGGUGUCGGAUCCAGGCUCUACAGGCCUCUGGAUCUCAGCUCUCCUUAAACGUCCUCAUCGUCACCAGUGGAACUCCAGUGACAGCUACAGCCAAAGUCGCUCUCUAACCCUGUGGUGUUGGCCACCACGCCACUGUCCACUAGGAGACAGUGUCCACUCACCUGUCCGUCCGUCCCGUGCCUGUUACAGCUGCUGGGACUCCUGUGAUCAUGGGCAGGCUGCCCUGGUGCCAGUUUGGUGCCAGUCCGUUUCCAGGGCUCAGGGUGUCGCCAGCCUGCGUUCCACAUGAGGUUAAAGCACUACGUUCUUUGUUUGGUUUCUUGUCACACGGUUUCCCUUGGAAAUUUACUCUCUGAGUACAAAUCAUCAUGUAAAAUAAUGUCGGUGAUUAUCAGACCACUGUAAUGAUGUAUUUUAGUCAUUUAUUAUUGACCCACAGACUCCAGAGACCGAGAGUGCUUACAGCACCGAACAUGAGCUCAGCGAAAGCUGUAGGACUGUAGAAGUGUGUAUCAGAUCAGUAGUAUAUAUCCAUUUCCACAGGAUACAUAUGCUAAAUGUUUUCUUUAUAUUAAAUGGUUUAUGAAUAAUUCCUUAAGGUA